Messenger RNA from Drosophila eugracilis, 3583 nucleotides. RefSeq lists its product as uncharacterized. Bases 466 to 2631 code for a protein of 721 amino acids. The transcript has 9 exons. The record is from RefSeq and is a predicted model, not a curated record. NCBI's taxonomy places the organism in Eukaryota, Metazoa, Arthropoda, Insecta, Diptera, Drosophilidae.
CACCAGCAGCCAUUGCGCGUGAUGCAAUUGAAGUGCUAACACCUCGUACCGCUCGAGUUUUCCAGCCAGCUCAGUUCAUCGCCAAUCACCACCACCAAACACCAAACACACACCAAUCACCAGCGGAAUCUUCAGCAGCGUGGACACAUUCUUUUUUUUUUUUGGUUCAAUCGCGUGUGUGAAAAAUCCCACUCCUUGCGGCUGCGAUUUCGGCAAGUGAACACAACCACAAGUGAACGCCGCCACAACAAAUCAUAACAAAACACAAACUGUGAAAGUGCAAAAACACACUGAGAAACACUCCCGAAAAGGAUUAACGUUGAAAGCCAGGAGAACAGUGCAAUAUUUACUAAGCGAAAAGCUAAAGUCGCCGCAGAAGAAGAAUCAGACGAGGAGAUUUCAGCCGAAGAAGAAAACGACGUCGAAGACCGACCCAAGAAGAAAACGAAAGCAAAUCAGAUCGCAAUGCAAUUACCGGAGAGCAGGAGAAAUCGCAACCGAUCAUCGACGCACAUGGGUAUGCACAUGGGUCCAUUGCUGCUCUCGGCCGUGUUGGUCCUCUUGGUGGUCUUGCCCGGACAGAUCGAUGCGCGGAUGGCCUUUGAAAAGCUGACGGACUUUGACUUCCCGGGCAAUACAUACUACAGCGUGAAGAACCUCUCCCUUUACGAAUGCCAAGGAUGGUGUCGCGAGGAGGCUGAUUGCCAAGCGGCGGCGUUCAGUUUCGUGGUGAAUCCCCUGUCGCCAUCGCAGGAGACCCAUUGUCAACUCCAGAACGACUCCUCGGCGGCCAAUCCUUCAGCAGCUCCGCAACGAAGCGCCAACAUGUACUACAUGGUGAAGUUGCAGCUGCGCAGCGAGAAUGUCUGCCAUCGGCCGUGGAGUUUCGAGAGGGUCCCCAACAAGGUGAUCCGUGGCCUGGACAAUGCCUUGAUCUACACCAGCACCAAGGAGGCCUGCUUGUCGGCUUGUCUCAAUGAAAGGCGCUUCGUCUGCCGAUCGGUGGAGUAUGACUAUAACAACAUGAAGUGUGUGCUCAGUGACUCCGACAGACGCAGCUCUGGACAGUUUGUCCAGCUGGUGGAUGCCCAGGGUACGGAUUACUUUGAGAAUCUCUGCUUGAAGCCAGCUCAGGCCUGCAAAAACACUCGCUCGUUUGGCAAUGCCCAAAAGAUGGGAGUCUCCGAGGAGAAGGUUGCCCAAUACGUGGGACUGCACUACUAUACCGACAAGGAACUCCAGGUUACCUCCGAAUCUGCCUGCCGAUUGGCCUGUGAGAUUGAAUCCGAGUUCCUUUGCCGCUCUUUCCUGUACUUGGGCCAACCCCAAGGAGCACAGUACAACUGCAGGCUGUAUCACUUGGACCACAAGACCCUGCCCGAUGGCCCAUCUACCUAUUUGAACCACGAGCGUCCGUUGAUCGAUCAUGGUGAGCCCAUUGGUCAGUACUUUGAGAAUCAGUGCGAGAAGGCAGCCGGUUCUGGAGCUGGUUCUCCACCGGGAACUCUUGACAAGAUCGAUACACUGCCCGUAAGCCUGGACACCAUUGAGGAUCCUAACCUAACCAACUUGACCCGCAAUGACGUGAACUGCGACAAGACCGGAACUUGCUAUGAUGUUUCCGUACACUGCAAAGACACCAGGAUUGCCGUCCAGGUACGCACCAACAAACCCUUCAACGGUCGAAUCUACGCUUUGGGACGCUCGGAGACCUGCAACAUCGAUGUCAUCAACUCGGAUGCCUUCCGUUUGGAUCUGACUAUGGCUGGACAGGAUUGUAACACGCAGAGUGUGACUGGUGUCUACUCCAACACUGUGGUUUUGCAACAUCACAGCGUGGUGAUGACCAAGGCCGACAAGAUCUACAAGGUGAAGUGCACGUACGACAUGAGCUCCAAGAACAUCACCUUCGGCAUGAUGCCCAUCCGCGAUCCGGAAAUGAUCCACAUCAACUCUUCGCCGGAGGCCCCACCACCAAGGAUCCGCAUUCUGGACACACGACAGCGCGAGGUGGAGACUGUGCGUAUUGGAGACCGUCUGAACUUCCGCAUCGAGAUUCCCGAAGACACUCCCUAUGGCAUCUUUGCUCGGUCUUGUGUUGCCAUGGCCAAGGACGCCCGCACCAGCUUCAAGAUCAUCGACGACGACGGCUGCCCCACCGAUCCCACCAUCUUCCCCGGCUUCACCGCCGAUGGCAAUGCCCUGCAGUCUACAUACGAGGCCUUCCGAUUCACGGAGAGCUACGGUGUAAUUUUCCAGUGCAAUGUCAAGUACUGCUUGGGACCCUGUGAGCCAGCUGUGUGCGAAUGGAACAUGGAGUCAUUCGAAUCCCUGGGCAGAAGGCGUCGUCGUUCCAUCGAGAGCAAUGAGACCAAGAGCGAGGACGAUAUGAACAUCUCCCAGGAGAUUCUGGUCCUGGACUUUGGCGAUGAGAAGCGAGAGUUCUUUAAGGCAGAUCCCAGCACGGACUUUGCCAAAGACAAAACCGUCACCAUUAUCGAGCCCUGCCCCACGAAGACAUCGGUGCUGGCCCUCGCGGUCACCUGUGCGCUGAUGAUCCUGCUCUACAUCUCCACUCUGUUCUGCUACUACAUGAAGAAGUGGAUGCAGCCACACAAGAUCGUAGCAUAAGCGGAGCUUAAGGAGCGAAAACUGAAACGCAAGAUGAAACAGCAGAAUAGAACGAAAAAAGAAAAACAAGAAAGAAAAGAAAACAAAAAGAAAAUACACAACAAAAUUGUCACUCACACACACAUAUGCUCUCUCUCUCACACACAUACACACGAACACUCUGAAUCUAUCGCUUUGUCUCGCUCUUGCCCCGGUGGGCGUAGCCCCUCCCACUCACACUCACACACACCCACACUACUGACAACCGUAUAAUUUUUUGUUUUUUUUUUUUUAAUGAUAUACAUUUAAAUUAAUUACUUAAUAUACAAUUUAUUUAUUUAUAUUUAUUUAGACUUAGAGCGUGAGAUACAAAUUCCCCCGAGAGCAAAGAAACGAAACCAUUUCCUAGUAGACACACACACACACUUACACACAAGCACAUUUCACGUAUGCAAAUUUGUAAGAAAAAAAGAAACGAAAAUGAAAAAGCAAGAAGGAAAAGUUGCGAGCGCGUACUUUCUAUAAAGUUACGAAAGGGAAUGGAAAGAGAAUUGAAACAUUGUCCUUGCCAGAAAAAAGAGGGAGAGAGCGAAUGAUAGGGCAGAUGAGUGGGAUAGAGAGAAAGAGAGAUAGGACAAUGGAUCAUGAUCCCUUUUGUAACUUCUAUAGAGACUGCAGCCGCACACACUCGCACUCAAUGACACAGAAACACACUCACACACACCUCCACACACACCCAUUUCCACACUCAUUCACACACAGACCCACACACGCCCUCACAUUUAUUUAAUUGUAAACAGAACGCAAUAACAGUAAACAAAAGCAAUCAAAACGGAACUAAGAAUAAUUGAUCGAAGAAGCAGAGACAAGGAAAGUAAUUUCAACGAUAGCAAAUCAAUGGAAUUGUGCUUAAUUGUAUUGCAUUUAUUUAAUUUAAAUUUAUUUAUGAUAAUAAAGAAACGAUAAUGACAUA